Molecule: messenger RNA, 2713 nt
Organism: Amblyraja radiata (thorny skate)
Lineage: Eukaryota; Metazoa; Chordata; Chondrichthyes; Rajiformes; Rajidae
Gene: slc16a12b
Product: solute carrier family 16 member 12b
Exons: 7
Coding region: 410-1834 (474 amino acids)
Biological process (GO): creatine transmembrane transport
Molecular function (GO): transmembrane transporter activity
Source: RefSeq, a predicted model, not a curated record
UCUGGGCUGCGUGUGUCAAAUACGAAGUAGCUCCCGUCGCUGCUGUGAGGAGUUCCAGCCCGCGGGGGAAGAGGGGGAAUAACGCCGAGGUUUGGAGUUAGUGACAUCAAUAACAGGGUCUCUGCCCCAGGGAGCCCGCGGGGCGGGGGGGGUGGCCACUAAGGCAGAGGCGUGGGGUAUUCAUAACUCCGCGCCCCUUAUUAAUUAUUUGUUAACUAACGUCCCGCAAGUUUGUUGGAGGGGCUGCCUUGGUCGGUGUUGUGUUGGGUCGGGGUUGGAAGCAGCCUCUAGCCGGGAUGGUUAUCGAAAAUCAUUUACAACCAAAUAUUCCAGGCACUCGGGCAGAACUUGUGAACUGACUUUGGACACAAGAGAGACAGACGUAUUGCAAUCUGUGCGAGUUGUUGCAAUGGCUCGUCGCUCUGAGGUUCCAUUGAAGGAAGCCCCAGAUGGAGGAUGGGGCUGGAUGAUUGUGAUCAGCUGCUUCCUAGUGACUGUCUGCACAAGGGCAGUGUCCAGGUGCCUCUCUAUAUUUUUUGUGGAGUUCCAGAAUUAUUUUGCUCAGGAUUACGCAAUGACAGCAUGGAUACACUCGACUGUCGACUGCACUACAAUGCUGUUUGCUCCUGUAGGGAGUAUUAUUAGUAACCAUUAUUCUACCAGAGUGGCAGUGAUUCUUGGAGGACUCUUGGCUGCUGGUGGCCUUGUUCUCAGUUCAUUCGCCACUUGUCUGGAGUACCUGUACCUUUCACUGGGAGUCCUGACUGGUUGUGGAUAUGCUUUAGCUUAUUCUCCUGCUAUUGCUAUUGUGGGAAAAUACUUCAGCAACAAGAAAGCCAUGGCAUACGGAUUGGCCAUGUCAGGGAGUGGAAUUGGGACUUUCAUUUUAGCCCCAGUGGUUCAGCUGCUAAUUGAAGAAUACUCUUGGCGUGGGGCGUUGCUCAUCCUCGGAGGCCUUGUCGCCAAUAUUUGUGUCUGUGGUGCUUUACUACGACCCCUUGUACUUGCAGAAGAUCUAUCUAGUUCUACCGUUGGAAAUGCAGCUGAGGAAUGUAACUACGAAGUGUCGCAUGAAGAUCCUCAACUGUCCUUUCAUUCUGUGGAUCCAACAUCCUUCGAAAAAAAAAAAGAUAAAAAGCAACUCUGCAAAUGCUGCCCAUCCCAUAAAGAUUAUGCUUUCCUCCUGACACCAGACUUCCUUGUAUUUGCCCUAUCUCUGCUGUUCAUGGCCUAUGGAUGCAGUACUCCGUUUGUGCAUCUCGUACCAUACGCAGUGAGUGCUGGGGUCAGCCAGCAACAAGCUGCCUUCUUAAUGUCAAUCCUUGGCAUUGUGAACAUUGUUGGAAACAUCUCAUUUGGCUGGCUGACAGAUAGAAGGUGGUUGAAGAAAUAUCGCAAAUACUGUUACAUUUUAACCAUUGGGCUGGAUGGCGCCUGCUCUCUCUUCAUUCCUAUUCUGAGAUCUUUCCCACUCCUGGUUCCCUAUGCUGUACUUUAUGGAUAUUUUGAUGGGGCAUAUGUUGCCCUCAUCCCAGUAGUAACAUCAGACAUAGUAGGAAAUGCUUUCCUCUCCUCUGCUCUGGGAAUAGUGUUCUUUAUCCAUGGGAUACCCUACCUCAUUGGCCCACCAAUAGCAGGUUGGUUGGUGGACACAACAGGAAGUUACACUGCAGCGUUUCUUGUCAGUGGAUUGUCCAUGAUAUUCAGUUCCACGUUGGUCAUUUCUAUUGACUGGAUAAAGAAAUGCAGAAAUUCAGCGAACGUUCAAACCACCGUCGAAGAGUCGGAUCCCAGCAUUAUAGCUUUUCAGACUGCAUCAGACAAUCAGAUAUAAAAUCAAGAGUUUAUGUAAGCUAAGAAACAGGAGUAACAAGGUAGUGGCUUCCAGAAGGUCCUCAAAACAUGGAAACCAUUUUGUGUUGGCAAUCUAGACUUGAGUCAAUAUCAGUAAAUAUUUUGUUAAAUCUUUCAAUGCCAAAGUAUUUUUAUAUUCAGAAUAGUUUUUUCUCUAAAUUAUCUAAUUUCCCUCAUACAUUCCACACAUGCCUCUUGACAUGCCAAGUUGCCUUUUCACAGGUUUCUUGUUGUCCUUUUAUAAAACAAACCAGGGUGCAUUUAUGACUAUGUGACUCAUAUAAUGGAUCAGAUGUAUACGUCAGUGCAUGGGUAGUUCUCUUUGCACAUGUUAAUGUUGUGUCAAUGGACAAUUGUAAGAAUGAUAAUAAAAGGUUUUUGCCAGAUAGAAGAUUCUGAUAAGCAGGGUGUAGAGAUGAGAUGCAGAUUAGCUGUGAUCUGCUGCAAAAACAGACUCUCAAUCAGCUUGCAUUGUUGCCAUGUAGAAAUUAGUUUGGAUUGAAUUGUUAUUGACUCACCUGUGUUUACUCAAAUUGUUCAUUUGACUGGUACAGCAAUGUGUCAGAUUUGUACAAAAACUAUAAUGCCUGGAGUUUCUUGAGGACGAGAUAGGAAUUAUAGAAACAUAUGAAAAGGGGUGUGUUUUAAAGAGCUACAAGGUUGCCAUUCCAUUUUCACUAUAUAUCUUAAUGUUACCUUUCCAAACAGUCUGGUCUUUUGUACUGACAAGUAACGUAAGGCAUGUGCUUCCGAUUAUCGGGAAUAGCUCCACACAGAAGGAAACCCUCUGACCUGUCAUGCAUCUGCCAGCACUUUGGUAGAAGUGCACAAUUAUUUUAACCCUCCUCUUGCUCCAGAU